Emiliania huxleyi CCMP1516 is the source of this 4833-nucleotide messenger RNA. RefSeq lists its product as hypothetical. The transcript is spliced from 5 exons. The record is from RefSeq and is a predicted model, not a curated record. Gene Ontology annotation, molecular function: L-ascorbic acid binding; oxidoreductase activity, acting on paired donors, with incorporation or reduction of molecular oxygen; iron ion binding. NCBI's taxonomy places the organism in Eukaryota, Haptophyta, Isochrysidales, Noelaerhabdaceae. Bases 1 to 4833 code for a protein of 1610 amino acids.
AUGCGCGUGGACGCACACGGCGUGCACCUCUGCACGCUAAACCUGACCGUACCCGUACCAUUCUUCUCAAAUCUCAUGGAGAUGGGUGAUUGUGCAAGCCGAGCGUUGCCGCCGGUGCCGCUCUCCGAGCUCAUGCGUCUGCUGGAGCAAGAGACACCCGAGGACUAUUGGUCGUCCCCGCGCGGCUUUGUGGUCCACGGUGGCCGCGUCGGAUCGACCGCGCUUGCCAAUAUGCUCGGCUCGCUGCCCGACGUGGUGGCGCUCAAGGAGCCCGAGGCGUUUACCGACCUCCUCCUCUCGGCCGCGCCGUCGGCCGACGAGGCCGACUCGCCGCUGCGCUCACUGACGCAUGCCUUCCGCGCGCGCGCGCUGCGCGCGGUGGCGCACCUCUUCUUCCGCGCGUCCGCCUCGCUCCGCCUCGGCGCGACCAACGACCGCGCCUACGCCGGGCGCACCUCGCUCGUGGUCAAACUCUCUACAGCCGGCACCGCGUGGCCCUCGUCGCUGCGGCUCUUGCGCGCGGCCUUCCCGAGCACGCCGUUCGUGUACCUCGUGCGCGAGCCGGCCGCGUCGCUCGCGAGCCUCCUCGCGCCCGCCUCCCGCCUCGAGCUCCACGACGCGCCGUGCCUGCGCUGGCGCGCGCGCCUUCCCGAGCACCAGCUGCCCGGUCUCCUCGCGGUCGCCGGCGCGGCGGACCCUCUCGAGCUGAGCGCCGAGCAGUACUGCGCGGCGCACGUGCACGCGCUGUACGCCGCGAUGGGCCGCCAGCUCGACGAGGACCGCGCGAGCGGCGGCGAGAGCCGUGAGGGCGGCUCGCUCGGCCGCGGCGUCUCCCUCGGCGCUCCGCUCUCCCUGGUGAUCGAUCACUCCGAUCUGCCCGACGCGGUGCCUUCGCGGCCGUCGCGCCGGUGCGACGCGGCCGACGACGAGGCGCUCGCGGCGUCGGCCAUCGCGGAGCUCGGCAUGGGGCGCUUUCGUCGCGGCGAUCUCUUCGGAGCGGAGGCGUGCUGGCUCGCGGCGCUCAAGCGGCCGGACGGGGCCGACAGCACGCGCGCGAGCAUCGCGCUCAAUCUCGCGAUGCUGGAGGAUCUGCUCGAGCGGCGCACACGGCGGCGCGUGCUCAUCCCGCCGCGGGUCUCGAGCGCGCCGCUCUACCCGCGGGCAGAGACGCUCGAGGCGGCGAGGGCGCACGACGCGGCAAGGCGGCGGGCGACGGAGGCGUCGCUGCCGAGCCUCGAUCCGGCCGUCGCGGUGUAUGACGGGGUGCUCAGCGACGACCUGUGCGACGAGAUCAUCGCCGCGUUCGAGUCCGCCGAGGGCCGCGCCGAGCACUACGCUGGCAGCGUCAGCCGCGGAGACGGCUUCGUCGUCGACACCGAGGGUAAGCUCACCACCGAGAUUGACGUCUCGCGCUCCCCGUCGGCCGUGUGGCAGGGCGUCGACCUGCUGCUGCUGCAGGGCGUGCUCCGCGCGCUCGCCGACUACAGCGAGCUCAACCCCGGCGUCGAUGCGCCGCAGCAGAUGCGAGACGAAGGCUUCCGGCUGAAGCGGUACCUGCCAUCGGAGCCGCCCGAGCCGCCGCAGCACCACGCUUGGCACGUCGACAGCGGCAGCAGCGGCACCGGCUGCCGCGCGAUCGCGGCGCUGCUCUACCUCAACGACGUGCCCAGCGGCGGAGAGACCGUAUUCAUGCGCCCGCAGCCGGUUGAGGUGCGGCCGGCGCGCGGCAGGCUGCUGCUCUUCCCAGCGGGUCUCGGCUUUGUGCACGCGGGCGCGCCGCCGCAUUCGGCCGCCAAGUACGUCGCGAGCAACUUCCUAUCGAGCUGCGGCGAGCCGCCCGUGGAGGCGGCGCACUUCUUCCCGCCGCUGCCGCUGCUCAACGCGAGCCGAGUGCAUGAGCUGCGGACGAGGUGGGCGACGCCGCCGCACGCGGUGCGGGCCGGCGGCGGCGCGUACCUCGAGGCGUCGCAGACGCCUCCCGACUGCUCGACGGCGCGUCUCCUCAUCGCCGGCGGCGACCCAAAGGACUUUGAAGGCGUCGGCUCGACGCUCAUGGCAGCGGUGUACGCCCAGGCGCAGGCGGUGCACUCGCAUCGCACGCUGCUGUGGGGCCCUCGAGAGACGCACCCGCCCAUCUUCCGCGGCGCCAACUGCAGCGCAGAGGCAGCGAGCGACACGUUCGGCUUCUCGUGCUACUUUGAGCGGCUGGGCUCGUGCGAGUGGCACGCGCACGUCUUCCGCAGCGAGGCGCUGCGAUUCAUCCCCGAGCCCUACUCCGACGUGUCUCGGGUGACCAUGUCAACCCCGCUGCGCGGCGCGGCGCUGUACGUGCCGCCGCCGCCGCUGCAUGCGCUGCUGCCGAGCAGCGUGGGCGACAGCGCAGUGCGCACGGCCGAGUGCUGGGCGGGCGCGGUCGCCCGUCGCGUGCUGCGCCUCCGCAAGAGCGUCCGCUCUUAUCUCGAGGCUCGGCUUGCAGAGAGCUCGAGCGGCGGCGGCGGCGACGCGCAGAGCCCGCGCUUCUCGGCCGCGUCGGCCUUCUCGACGUCGCCCAUCCUCGGCGCGCACUUCCGAUCGGGCGACAUCGUGACCGUGGUCGACGUCAGCGGCGGCACGGACAGGCAGUACUCCAACCGCGAGAUGCCGAGGGCGGAGCACCUCGUCGAGGCGGCCGCGCGGCUGCUUCCGAUGCUGCCGACGGCUGCCGACCGCAAUGCGACGGGCCUUCCGCCGCUCGUCUAUCUCGCGACCGACGACGAGGACGCGGCCGGCAUCGCCGACGCUCUUGCCGGCGCGGCCAACGCGAGCGUGCGCUUCGCGGGAGGCGCGUUCCGCCACGCAAUGGGCUCGCACACGACCGCAUUCGCCGCGACCGGCAUGAGCGAUGAGCACGGGCUGCCGCUGCCGUAUAACCAGGCCGCGAGCGCUGUGCGUGAGAUUGGAGGCGCGGCGGAGGUCUCUGCCGCGCAGGAGAGGGUGCGCCGCGACGCGCUGCUCGACCUGUUUGCGCUCUCGCGAUGCGCGGGGCUCGUGGGAGCGGCGUCGAGCACGUUUGCAGUGCUCGCUCGCCACUGGGCCGUCGGACGCGGCCACGGGCUCCUCGGUAUGGUCGCGUGGACUGACUUGGACGGCGUCGUCUCCGGUGAGCUCGCGACUGGCUUCCUGCGAGGCAUGCGCCACGGCACGAAACGCAUCGUCGGCAACGGCGCCGACCGCCACCAAGUCGCGCUCUCGCGCCUCCUCGGGCGGCCGCUGCUGCCGACCGACCCGCCCAUCCAAAUGGACGCGGCGACGGCGGUGCCGAUCGUCCCUCGCGACUUGUUUUUGCAGUCGGUCGCUCCCGCGUGGCGCUCGCGGGAGCCGGUCACGGCUCACUGCGCGUGCGAGCCGACCGUUGUACCCAUCAAGGGCGACACGGACAGCGACCACCCUGCCAAGGGCUGCGACGUUGCGCUGCUCGUCAAUCGAGGCAGCGCCGCGUACUAUGGCGAGGUGAUGAACUGGGAGGGCGCGGCCGGCUGCUGGCGGCGCGCGCGCAUGCUGCCCGGCCGAUCCGCGUAUGCGCAGUUCCAGAUCGCGACGAACGCGAGCGUCAUCGGCGACGUCGCGCGCACCAACCUCAAGGAGCUCGAGCUGCGAAACUUCAAGGAGAUCGGCGCCGCCUACGCCAACACCCGCGAGGCCCUCGUCGUCCGUGGCGGCUGCCGAGAGGACGAGCCCGAGAACUUCAAGGAGGACGAGAUCGCCGCCUCGCGUCGCGCGCCGCUUCUGCUCCACAUCGACGGCUGGCGAGGCUUGGCGCACUCGUACGCGCUCGUCGCCGCGUCCCUCGUCUCCGAGCUCGCCAGCCGGUGCGGGGUGCGCCUCUCGUGGUCCGACGCGACCUCUCCGUUUGGCAACGACCGCCAUCGCUCGAGAGUGACGACGCCGCUGCCGCCAAACGUGCGCGUGCUGCCACCCGGGGAGGUCCCACCCGGCGCGGUCGUCGUGCGCAUCGCGUGGCCGAUCGCCGAAGGCUCUCCUUCGUGGGGCACGCUCGCGCACGGCAUGGCCGUGCCGACGCGCCUGCUCACGCCGUCUCUCUACUCACUCGAAGGCCUCGCCUCGUGCGGAGUGCCGCGGGAGCGAAUCGCCCUCGCGCCGCACGGCGUGUCCCCCGCCGCCUACGCGCCGCUCGACGCGGAGCAGAGGGCGCGGCGACGCAAGAAGCGCGGCUGGGAGGGGCGCUUCGUCUUCCUGCACGUCGGCGCGGGCACGCCGAACAAGAACCUGAAGAUGCUACUCCAGGCGUUUGCGUCGGUCGCACACUCGAGCCGGCCGCUGCUCGUGCUAAAAGGCCUCGAGGCGCUGUACGGCUCGAGCGCCAAGGCAAAGGAGGCGCUGCAAGCGAUCAGCCCGCCGCUCUCGGUCGACGGGCCCGACGCCGACGUCGAGAUCAUCGGCGCGCAGCUGAGCGCGGCGGACAUGGCCGCAAUGUACCAGAGCGCGGACGCGUACGUGAGCGCCUCGAUGGCGGAGGCGUUCCAGCUGCCGCUCGCCGAGGCGACCGCGGCGGGCCUGCAAGUCGUCGCUCCCGCGGGCGGCGCGGCGGAGGAGAUUAUCGACAGCCGGCACGCGGUGCUCGCGCCGUCCAUCCUCGAGCCGCGCAGCAGCGGGCGCGGCUUUGUCGUGCGCGUGGACGAGGCGGGCCUAAAGGAAGCGAUGACGUUCGUGCUGACCAAUCAGACGAUGGCAGAGACCGCGCGCGAGCUCGGGCCGAGCUGGGCGACGGUGCGCCUCUCAGCCGAGGCCGCGGCCGACGCGGUGCUCGACGCGGCCUUCGUGGGAAGCUGGUGA